UAUGCGGGCUGUGUUUUAGAGCAGUUGUCUGUUUAUCUCUGUUUAAGAGGAUCGAGUCUGCAACUUUCUGUAAAGAGCAAGUUUCAGUUCGUCACUGACUUGGAUAUCGGAUUUCUCUUCUUUAUAAGGACUUGCAGCUUUGUAGCUAUGAAUUCUGUGGAGACAAGGUUUGCCCACCUGUUACAGCCCAUCCGGGACCUUACAAAAAACUGGGAUGUUGAUCUGGCCACCCAGCUUGGGGAGUACCUAGAAGAGCUGGACCAAAUGACCAUCUCAUUUGAUGGAGGCAAGACAAUGAUGAACUUUGCUGAAGCAGCACUGUUAAUUCAAGGCUCUACAUGCAUCUAUGGCAGAAAGGUUGAACUACUUCACAGUUUGGUGUUUCAAACUUUGGACUGCAUCUCAAACAAAAACCGCAGACGUGACAAGCAAGGCUCUGCAGAUGGCGUAACUGAUGACACCACAGAGAAUGAUCUGGAUGACUGUGAGUUUGAUGUGAUAGGAGAGGAGCCCAGUACUCACAAUGUGGAGAUGAAAGGUGAUCCAGCUGAACCAGUGAAGAUUGUUCGGCUGCCUCCUGAGUCUCUGAUUCCUGUAGAGGCACAUGAAAAACAAAAGUAUCCGCUCCUCAGUAUUAAGGGAGAGGUUCUUGGCAGCUGUAAAGAUUUUCGGAUCAAUAACUUCACCCCAGACACGUUGGGAAUCCUGCGCCUGGGUCUUGGUUCCUCUUGUGUUCAAUUCCACAGAGAGGCUUCAGGUAAUGGACACACAGGACAGGACAGGGCAGAGGCUGUUGGUGCUGUUGAUCAUUAUGAGAAUGAUGAUGAUUGCCAUGGUGGUGAGGAGCUUGCUCAUCUGACAAACAAUGAUAUGGAGGUGGAACCAGAGUCUGACAAGCAUGUUGAGAGACAUCAGGGCCACAGUGUGAAGAGAAUGCUGCGUGAGAGGCCUACAGUGCGUCCGGUUGCUGAAGAGCCCAAGCAGCUACAGGAAACUGUGGAUCCUUGGAAAUGGCAUGACUCCUAUGUGCAUAUAGGAGAAGAUAAACGCCUAAAAACAGGGAAGUGCUACAACGUGCCUGCAGGCCUAGAUGAAUCAGGCAAAAGGAAAAGGAAAGGCAACUCAAAAUUACAGGACUUCUGGGGGUGGUGCACAAGUUCUUAUGAGAGCAUGGACCGCAAGCUUAAGCAUGGACCUUUUUAUCCUGAAUUCAACUACAUCUACCUUGACAAGAUGGGUCAGCAGCUUAAAUUGCGGAAGAAGGUUCUAAGAAAAACGGGUGUGUACCUAUCUGAUGACGUGCUGAGAAGAACUUACUUGGAGCCAGAGAAUCAAGAGGAUAAAGAUGAGGUGGUCCGAGAUCCAGACUUGGAUGGUGAUAACUUCUCAGAUCAUGAAAAUGAGAAUUUGCUUGAAGAUCAUGCACCUGGAGACAUUAUUAGUGAACAUGAUCCAAUUUUCACUGACUCACAGAUGGGCCGGAUUAAUUAUGAGGACUUGCUCAAAAAGAGUGUGGAGUUGUUCCUAGCCAACUCCCAGAAGUACGCUCAGGAGACCACUCUGUCUCGCAGGGUAAAGGAGUGGGAGGACGAGAUCAACCCUCGGCUCUUGGCUCAGGAGGACCGUGAGGUUUUUGACAUUCAUGACUAUGGGGAUCGGAUUGUCCAUGCACUUGGUGCUGUUGGGGUGAGACGAUCGUUUGCAUCGCUUGUCAAAGGCAUGGACAACACAGAAGCCUGUAGAUACAUGCUGGCUUCUCUUCAGCUGGCCAAUGACUACACUGUAGAGAUCGAUAAGAGCCCUGGACUUGAUGAGAGCAUAGACACCGUUCACCUGACAUUACUGACCGAACAGAGGGCACACGAACGCCUCAAAAUCUACAGUGCCCCCCUGGAGCCUGACCUUCCCUGACCUUUCACAAGUCUUCAUCUUGGCUCAUUGUCUGAAUAACACUGCAAAAGGACAUUUAUAUACAUAAUCUAGAACAUACGAGCAAUUCCAUUUGGUCCUUCUGUGUGAAUUUAUUCAGCCUAUAACUAUAAAGUGCACACCAAUAUAACAUUUUGAAAGUAAGGCUUAAGUGCAGUUUUGGGGAAAUAUAGUAAUUUGUGUAUGAGAUGUUCAUUAUGCACGUUUGUAUUAUUUUAAUGUCAUUUGUGUCACUUUCUAAUGGCUCUUGUAUAUUACUAUCUCUUUAAAGCAUUAAAAAAAGUGCACCUGCA
Molecule: messenger RNA, 2222 nt
Organism: Ictalurus furcatus (blue catfish)
Lineage: Eukaryota; Metazoa; Chordata; Actinopteri; Siluriformes; Ictaluridae
Gene: ncaph2
Product: non-SMC condensin II complex, subunit H2
Exons: 20
Coding region: 148-1911 (587 amino acids)
Biological process (GO): mitotic sister chromatid separation; meiotic chromosome condensation
Cellular component (GO): condensin complex; nucleus
Molecular function (GO): chromatin binding
Source: RefSeq, a predicted model, not a curated record